CAUUUAAAACCUAUGCAUCUCUCGGUCUCCCUCACAACUCACUCCCGCUCACGGUCAAUCCAUGGAAGCUUUGCGCUUCAAAUGGGCAAAUCUCAUCCUAAUGCUCUCAUUGGCAAUGCUCCCCGAUCUCUCCACAUCUCUUUCGGCCUGUAACUUUCCGGCAAUAUUCAACUUCGGGGACUCGAACUCCGACACGGGCGGGCUCUCUGCUGCGUUCGGGCAGGCCCCUCCACCAAACGGAGAGACCUACUUCCACGGCCCUGCUGGCCGGUUCUCUGAUGGGCGUCUGAUGAUCGACUUCAUUGCGGAACGGUUGGGACUGCCUCAUUUGAGUGCAUACUUGGACUCUGUGGGCUCAAACUACAGCCAUGGAGCCAACUUCGCAACCGCAGGAUCCACCAUUAGGCCCCAGAACACGACCAUGGCCCAGAGCGGAUACAGCCCCGUGUCGCUCGAUGUUCAGCUCGUGGAGUACUCGGAUUUCCUUAAGAGAUCCCAGAUAUUCCGCAGACAAGGUGGCGGCGUGUUUGAGAAGCUCUUGCCCAAGGAAGAUUACUUCGGUCGAGCUCUGUAUACGUUCGAUAUUGGGCAGAACGACCUCACUUCGGGUUUUAAGCUCAACAUGACUGUGGAACAAGUCAAGGCCUACGUUCCUGAUCUCAUCACUCAGUUCUCCAACACCCUGAAGGGUGUGUAUGAUCAAGGCGGAAGAUCAUUUUGGGUGCAUAACACGGGCCCGCUGGGUUGCCUACCCUACGUAUUGGACCGAUUUCUCAUCACAGCAGCACAAGUGGAUAAAUUCGGGUGCGGGGCACCAUUCAAUGAGGUGGCUCAGUACUUCAACCGUCAAUUGAAGGACGCUGUCGAUACGCUUAGAAAGGACCUUCCCGAAGCUUCAAUCACCUAUGUCGAUGUCUACUCAGUGAAGCAUAAACUGAUCGCCCAAGCAAAGAAAUUCGGAUUCCAGCGGCCUUUAGUAGCUUGCUGUGGUCAUGGCGGAAAGUAUAACUACAACAGAUAUAGGAAGUGCGGGGCCACGAUGAUUGUCAAAGGCAAAGAGAUCUUAAUCGCAGAGUCCUGCAAAGACCCAUCAGUCCGGGUAAACUGGGAUGGGGCUCACUACACCGAGGCGGCAAAUAAGUGGGUGAUCGAGCAGAUCGUUAAUGGGUCUUAUUCGAACCCGCCAAUUCCUCUUGGUAUGUCCUGCAAUAGAAUUGAACAUUAGAACAGCAGUUUCGUAUAUUUUCACCAACUACCUUUGUUGCUUUCUUCUGUCUCCUUCAAAGUAUUGCUAUGAUUGCCCAUUGUUUGAGUGUUGAA
Punica granatum (pomegranate) is the source of this 1320-nucleotide messenger RNA. NCBI's taxonomy places the organism in Eukaryota, Viridiplantae, Streptophyta, Magnoliopsida, Myrtales, Lythraceae. The record is from RefSeq and is a predicted model, not a curated record.